Molecule: messenger RNA, 1368 nt
Organism: Aspergillus saccharolyticus JOP 1030-1
Lineage: Eukaryota; Fungi; Ascomycota; Eurotiomycetes; Eurotiales; Aspergillaceae
Product: putative iron-sulfur cluster-binding protein
Exons: 5
Coding region: 1-1368 (455 amino acids)
Molecular function (GO): 2 iron, 2 sulfur cluster binding
Source: RefSeq, a predicted model, not a curated record
AUGAAUGUACCUGACCCAUCAUCCUCAAUGACAUUGACCAUGCCUCUAGCAACCGGACUACUAGUCGGCAUAGCCCUACUCUACCAGACCUGGACCCGGCCUUCCCUCCAAACCAUCCUCAAAUCCACAAACAAUCAACAAACCAAGCUCUUCCAACCCUCUCCUCCAUCUUCGCAACCGUCCCACACCAUCACCAUAAGCAAAGAACCCGACAACCCCCAAGACUGGUACACCGGCACAAGCACAUACGACCUCGAACGCCGCGCACUCUUCAGCAAACACUGGCUCUGCAUCUCCCACUGCACCCAAUUCACCAAACCAGGCGACUACCACGCCACCACCAUCGCUGGCUUUCCCAUCUUCCUGAUCCUAGGUAAAGACGGUACCCUCCGGGCCUUUCAUAACGUGUGCCGUCACCGCGCAUACCCGGUCGUCAGCCAGAAAGACCGCGGCUCGUCCACCGUGCUCGGCUGCCGGUAUCACGGCUGGAGCUACGAUAGUCUCGGACGACUGAUCAAGGCGCCGCAUUUCGAUGGGGUGGUAGGGUUCGACCGCGCGCAGAACGGGUUGUUCGCUGUGCAUACUUUUACCAGUCGGACGGGGUUUGUGUUUGUGAAUUUGGAGGCGCAGGCGGUGGGGAUACCGCCGGAGAUGGGGGAUGGGUUGGAUGGGUUUGGGGGGAAGUCGAGGUGGUUGGGUGGGCGGGUGGUUGAGGGGCGGGUUAAUUGGAAGAUGGGCGGGAGGGUGAGCCGUUUGAUGGAUAGUGAGAGGAUAGGGCGCGGGGGCUCCCAGCGCAGGAAUCUCCUGUCCUGGCUGAUGCAUGCGCUUGGGCUCUCGCGAGAAGGCCGCGGGAGCAUUGACGUCUUCCCAUUCACUACAGUGCAUGUGGUCAAGGGGACGUUUUAUUGGUAUACGCUGGUCUGCGUUCCGGUGUCUGCGCAGUGGACGUCGUUUCGACUCGAUUUGUACGGCAGCGUGAACGUCGAUAGCACAGACUCGGAAAGUACACUACAGGAGGCGAUUGAUCAGCUGCAGACGGCGGUGGACGCGGCGGAAGAGGAGUAUCGGCCAUAUAUUGAAGAUGCUAGGUAUUACCCAGCGAACAUUGUCAUGAUCAUGAUCAAAGCUGACAUGUGUAGUACAAGCAGUUCUGCAUGCGCGACUGCGACUCAGCCAGAUGCAGAGGAUGCAGAUUUUCCACAAGCUGUGCUUCACAUCCUCAAAGCUCAUAUGAAGUUUGAAAGGCAACAAGGAACCGAAGUGUACCCCGCGAUGAGACAACCGAGGCGCAAUGCAAGGUUUGAGCAGGCGGAGCAGCUCUGCAAGAAAUUGGAUUGUGGACUUCGAGGCGAGGAUGUUUCCUGGUAA